CAGUCGGGAUAAUCUCGGGUCGCCAUGUCUCGGCGAAGGUUGGAAGAAGCCAUUCUUAGAUCCAAGGCAUUGGAGAGCUCUGGAGAGAGCGUAGAGGAGGGCUCUGACGAUGACGAGCGUUUUGGGGAACUCUUUGUGAGAUAUCGAAUCCCGCUCAGCAAAGACAUACACAGCAUCUACAGCCUCCGCUUCUCCCCCGAUGGCAAACAGCUGGCUGUGGGAUUCGGAAAUGGCGCCAUCCAGAUCGUGAAUACAGAGAGUGGCUCUCUGGCCUCGUCUCUCUUCUCCGGACAUCGCAGCAGGCAGGCCAUCACCGCGCUCAACUACCACCCAAAGAACAGCAACGUCCUGGUGGGGGCCGGAGCGGACGGCCUGGUCUCCUUUUAUGACAUCCAAUCUGAGAUGAACGUUCAUACUUUGACAGAGCCAGAGAAUGAGAUCCACGCCCUGGAUUACAGCAUGGACGGCAGCGUUUUUGGCACGGCUGGGAAAGAUCGCCACAUCCGUCUGUAUGACAGUCACACCAAUGAGAUUCAGAACAUCUUAAUGGCUCCGGAUUUCCAGAACGACUGUGACCUGAGCCUGACCAGCGGCCAUACACGCAAAAUCUUCGCCCUGAGGUUCCACCCUUCUGAGUAUCACGUCUUCCUGACAGGCGGAUGGGACGACUCCAUCAAG
Nanorana parkeri is the source of this 678-nucleotide messenger RNA. RefSeq names its product cell division cycle 20.2, cofactor of APC complex-like. The transcript is spliced from 4 exons. The record is from RefSeq and is a predicted model, not a curated record. NCBI's taxonomy places the organism in Eukaryota, Metazoa, Chordata, Amphibia, Anura, Dicroglossidae. Gene Ontology annotation, molecular function: protein binding. The annotation marks the transcript as partial.